Entamoeba invadens IP1 is the source of this 1389-nucleotide messenger RNA. RefSeq names its product outer membrane protein yopM, putative. The transcript is spliced from 3 exons. The record is from RefSeq and is a predicted model, not a curated record. Gene Ontology annotation, molecular function: protein tyrosine/serine/threonine phosphatase activity; protein binding. Gene Ontology annotation, biological process: protein dephosphorylation. NCBI's taxonomy places the organism in Eukaryota, Evosea, Mastigamoebida, Endamoebidae. The coding region runs from base 1 to 1389 and encodes 462 amino acids.
AUGAGCAGAACAAAGGAAGACAGAAAAAGCGUGGACUUGGAAAAGUGUCUUGUCGCUGGCCACCUCAAUCUUUCACUCCUGAAGCUCGACAAUUUUAAUGUGAGCGCGAAGUUUGUAAUACAAAAUGAAGUCACAUCGAUAGACUUUUCAAGUAAUGCUCUGGACACGUUGCCAGACAUCUCAGAGUACGUACUUAUGCGUUCACUUAACUUGUCGUUUAACAACCUCUCGGCACUUCCGAGCCUUCCACAAAGUUUGAAGGAACUGAACAUUUCACACAACGCUUUCUUUCAAUGUCCUGUGAUGAACACCGUGCUGACAUUAAUUGCUGCACACAACAAAAUUUCCGAUUUGGUGUUUAUGAAAAACGUUAAAAAACUCGAUGUGACAGAAAACAUUUUCUCGAAGAUCCCUGUCUUUGACAGUCUUACCGAAAUUGCAAUUUCGGCAAAUCAAAUCACCGCAGUGAAAGACGUGACAUUCCCAGAACUCGUGAGUCUUGUUUGUGAUAGCAAUUCAAUCAAAACCUUUUGUAUGAGUGCGCCAAAACUAUUAUAUCUCAAUUUGUCGAAUAACCCAAUUCAAAAACUCGACAUCAGUAUGUGCAACUCACUCAAAACACUCAUUUUGAACAACACGCCAGCAAGUUCUUUACUCGGUAAUCUCCCAGCCUCACUCGACUCUUUAUCUCUGCAAGCAUGCAACUUGGAACUCUUCCCCUGUGAUAUUUUGAAGCUAAGUAACCUCAGGUUCUUAAACCUCUCAGCAAACGAGAUCAUUUGCGUUUCUCCUAACUACACCUCUCUGGCACUGGAAGUUCUCGACAUGUCUCUUAACUUUUUGCAAGUCUUUCCAGCAGAUCACCCGACACUGAAAACGUUGAAAUUGGGUGGGAACUGUGACUUGGACAACAUUCGCCCAAACGUUAAAUAUAGUGUGGAUACAUUUCCAACCCCACCUCCAACACGGAUACGGAAGAGACUUCAUAUUGCUUCAUUUGUGUCGGCGCAUCACUUGCGAUACCUCCACGACCAGAACAUCACAGGGCUUGUCUUUGUCGGUGAUGAGGUUCCGACUUUUUUCGAAAAAUCAAAUUUUUUCACCCUUCACGUGGGCUUAAAUACCGAGGAGGGCUCUCAACUUCUCAAAUCUUUAUCACUCAUUUUCAAUUUUGUGAAUGAGAUUGCAAAAAUGGGGAACGGCGUGCUUAUUAUAUGUGGGACGGGGGUCAACAAAUCGCCCGUCGUCGCUGCCGCAGUCCUCAUGAGAUUUGAAAACAUGAGAAUGGAAAAGGCGGUUGAAGAGAUUAAAGGUCAUUGUCCUGUUGUUGAUAUAGAAAAUGGAUUUAUCGUACAACUCAAGAAACUUGAAAAAUCGAUCCUCAAGUAA